AAGCCAAGCCAGGGCAAUUCUGUAUUCCGCCCCCGUCGCGGAGGUGCCGAGUGAAGCCUGGGACUCUGUGAGUCUUGGUCCAGCCUUUGCAGCUCUGGGUGUGAGUCAGGGGGUACUGGGUUAUUGAUUCCAGGGAAGACGAGGAUCCAAGGCUGUGCCGCUGUGUUGUCCACCUCUCAUUCCCCGGCAUCAAGGCUCUUGAGCCCCAGGGUGAUUUUUUUCCUUGUCCCCGCCACCUCCUGGUCCCUGGCCCAACAUGAUACUGACCAAAGCCCAGUACGACGAGAUAGCCCAGUGCCUAGUGUCUGUGCCGCCCACCAGGCAGAGCCUGAGGAAGCUGAAGCAGAGGUUUCCCAGUCAAUCGCAGGCCACUCUGCUGAGCAUCUUCUCCCAGGAGUACCAGAAGCAUAUUAAGAGGACACAUGCCAAACAUCAUACUUCAGAAGCAAUUGAAAGUUAUUACCAGAGGUACCUGAAUGGAGUGGUGAAAAAUGGAGCUGCCCCAGUGCUUCUGGAGCUGGCCAAUGAGGUGGACUACGCACCCUCAUUAAUGGCUCGGCUUAUACUAGAGAGGUUUCUGCAGGAACACGAGGAAACUCCACCCUCCAAGUCUGUUAUAAAUAGUCUGCUACGGGACCCUUCUCAGAUUCCAGAUGGAGUUCUAGCAAAUCAGGUCUAUCAGUGCGUUGUGAAUGACUGCUGUUAUGGACCACUGGUGGACUGCAUCAAGCAUGCCAUUGGCUAUGAGCACGAGGUCCUGCUGAGAGAGUUGCUUCUAGAGAAAAACCUGUCCUUCCUAGAUGAAGAUCAGCUCCGUGCAAAGGGUUAUGACAAAACGCCAGACUUUAUCUUACAAGUUCCAGUUGCUGUGGAAGGGCACAUAAUUCACUGGAUUGAAAGCAAAGCCUCAUUUGGUGAUGAAUGUAGCCACCACGCCUACCUGCAUGACCAGUUCUGGAGCUACUGGAAUAGGUUUACACAAGGAGAAUAUAAUUUAUUUGGGCCAGGCUUAGUCAUCUACUGGUAUGGAUUUAUCCAGGAGCUGGACUGUAACCGGGAGAGGGGCAUCCUGCUCAAAGCCUGUUUCCCCACGGACAUCGUCACCUUAGGCCACAGUGUAGCUUGACCCUGAAGAUCCUGGAAAAGGAGCUGGGAGGAAAAGGUGAAUCCGGAAGCAAUUUUACUUUCCUGCAGCGUAAACUCCUGGCAACAUCUGCCCUGAACUUGGGCUGAACUCUUGCUGCCUGUGGUCACACCACUACCUCUUUAGACAAACAUAUCAAGAGUUUCUGUUUUCCUUCAUCCCUUGCUGAUGUGAACAGCCAAGAACUACAGACACAGCCCACUCACUAUCAGCAUUUCUGUCCCUGUCAAACAGUUAGUUUAUAGAUAGUCAUAAUCUUUCUUUCUUCCGGAUGGUUCCUCUUUGUAUGCCGAACAAAAGAAAAAAUGCGAAGGCUGAAAGGUGUGAUUUUUCAAUUCUCCUCCCAGUUACCAAAUCACUCUCUUAUUUUUUUCUUUUUUCAAUGUCCCUAUUCAUUCCCUCUCCCUUGCUCUUCGUGUGCACUCACGGAGAGCCAGUGUCACAUUGCUGUCACGGAAUAAUCUAGCACAAACCUAGAAAAGCUGAAGGCGCAAAGUCUGGAACUAAAUUUUCACAGCCACCUGCAGCCUGUGCUGUGUACGUGUUUUUGUCCAGUCUCUAUGGUUUCCUGACUUCUGUGACGUUAGGCCAAGCUGCAGAAGUAUACCUGGUGAGAAUUUCUUCUUUUUAUAAUGCUUAUUUGAAUGCCAAACCUUUUACACUUAUCUCACUUAAAAGUAUUAAUCGCUUUGUGCUGGGAAACCACACUCAGACGGGGGGCUGAGAGGAGAGGACUGAAACUCAUUUCCAGCACCGACAAGCAUUUAUCUUGAAACACGGCUGGUUUGGGGGAGACAUGUGAGCCAGUAUUUUUAGGAGUAAACUUUUUAAAGACACAUUUCGUACAUCACUUUGUAUAUGCAUUUUUAUACCACGUAAUUAUAUAACACUCAAGUAAUUUAGGCGUUAGAAAUGUUCAGGUUUGAACGAACUAAGUACUAGAAAUCAACCUAGAGCAAUUUUUAAACAAGCAAAAUAAAGGAGAUUUUUGUAUUUGUUUACUUUAAUAUAUUCGUUUUUAUGUACUACGAACCAGAUUUCAGUCUAAAGCAAAACAUCAAUAAAUUAAUGAUAAACCUAUCUUCUAAGAAGUUAAAAGUUGAUCUGUACCAAAAAUGUGUUUAGAAAAAUAUUUUCUCCUUUGCUGACAAAAUAUAACUUUUAUAAUGUUAGAAUAGGUGAUUUUGGAAAUAUUAUUAACAAUGUAACUUCUGCAAAUAGUUUUAAGUUAUAUAUAUUGCUUGGUUCUUUCAAAGAUUAAAUAAAUCAUUUGUACUUUGUUCAUUUUGUACCUAAGAAGGUUUGCAAAAAACAUGCUGGCUACCUUUUCUUUUAAAGAAUACAUGUCAGAGCCAAAUGUGUGGAUUUUAAUUCUGUAGUUAGCUUCAUUAAAUCAGAAGAGAGGAAGAAGAAGAUGAAGUGAUCAGAAAGUACCCGGCAAACUUCUGUUUUAGCAUUAAAUUCAUCAUGCAGAUUUUGUGAGUGAAAUUCAAUGAUUUAAAACCAUUACUUUGUUGCCUCGAAACACACGUUAAACAAAAAUGGUGUUAUAACCGGGUUUCAUGGCAUGCUCUAACCUGCUUUUUCUUCUUAAGGAAUAAAUUACAUGUAUCUGCACAGAUGUUGAAAAUCCUGUUAAACCCUUGUCAAAGAUUUGUUUGUUUUACAUUAAACAAAUUUAUGAUGAGUGUGCACAAAUAAAUUAAAAAAGUAAAAAGGU
Nycticebus coucang (slow loris) is the source of this 2864-nucleotide messenger RNA. It is a transcript of the gene CDIN1, whose product is annotated as CDAN1 interacting nuclease 1. The record is from RefSeq and is a predicted model, not a curated record. Bases 257 to 1126 code for a protein of 289 amino acids. Gene Ontology annotation, cellular component: cytoplasm; nucleus. The transcript is spliced from 12 exons. Lineage: Eukaryota; Metazoa; Chordata; Mammalia; Primates; Lorisidae. Gene Ontology annotation, biological process: erythrocyte differentiation.